Molecule: messenger RNA, 1384 nt
Organism: Caenorhabditis elegans
Lineage: Eukaryota; Metazoa; Nematoda; Chromadorea; Rhabditida; Rhabditidae
Product: Protein kinase domain-containing protein
Exons: 8
Coding region: 93-1214 (373 amino acids)
Molecular function (GO): nucleotide binding; ATP binding; protein serine/threonine kinase activity
Source: RefSeq, marked reviewed
AUAAUAUUAAUAUAUCACAUUUAUUUCUGGUUGUGUUUAUUAUUUCUUUGUGUUUUCUAUUUCUGCUGUACACUCUUUGACAGAGAAAAUCAAUGUCAACUUCAUCGUCAAUUGCGAAGCCGGACUUUCGAACGGGAGAAGUAAUUUCUCAAUUUGAAAUUAUUAAGAAACUCGGAUCCGGAGGAUUUGGUGCUGUGUAUCAAGUUCGAAAGAAUGGAUUUGAUAUGGCGCUGAAGACUGAAUUCGUGGAUACAGAAAGUGAUGACACGUUGAAAAAUGAAGCUCAUAUUUUGAGAUUACUGCAGUGGUCGCCUGGGUUUUGCCGUCUUUAUACUGCUAAACGAUUGACUUGGAACAAGCAACAAGUGAACAUAAUGGCUAUGAGCCUGUGUGCUCGUCCAAUUUCAAGACUUCGAAGAAUGAUGCCUGACAAGCAUUUUUCUAAAUCCACGGCUGCUCGACUUUCUGUUCAACUUUUGGAGGCACUUCGUGACAUGCAUGCUUCUGGAAUCAUUCAUCGUGAUGUGAAGGGAAGCAAUUGUGGAUGGCAUGCAUCGUCUAGAAGAAUUCUUCUUUUUGAUUUGGGAUUCAGCCGAAAAUAUCUGGAACUAGACCCUUCUACUAACACAAUGCGUCAUCGAGCUGCUCGCAAAACACCAGGAUUCAUGGGCACCAGCAAUUACUGUAGCACGUAUGCACAUGAUGAAUGUGAUCAGGGAAGACGAGAUGAUUUGUGGGCGUGGCUUUACUCAACUGUUGAAAUGUUCCUUGGAAGCCUUCCAUGGAAUAACGAGGAUAAAACAAUUUUGGUUAGCAAGAUGAAGAAAAAGAUUGGCAAAAAAUUAUUUUUCAAAUGUCCACGCGAGAUUGCUCUUAUGUAUGAACAUAUUCGCCAACUUAAAUUUGACUCAACUCCUGACUACCAAAUGAUGCUCAACCAUUUCCAACAAAUGUAUGCCCGUCUUGAAAUUGAUGAAUCUGAACCAAUGGAUUUUGAAGAAGGAUCUGCGUUCUAUGAAGAACAUUUUCUAAACAAUGAUACGGAUUCGGAAGAAGAUACGGAUGACACUACAACAGAUUUGGAUAGUUAUGAAAAUGAGAAAUCAAAUGUUGUCACAAUUGGAACUGAAAGUGAUGCCACUCAGGAAGAUAAGAAAUUGGGGAGACUUGCCGCUGGACUCAAUCGAGCAUUCAGUCGUUUGAUGCCAUUUUAGAUUAAUUUUACGAUCGUCUUCUGUCGUCAACUUGUGUGAUAAAAAUCGAUACUCGGGAAUAUUGAAUUCAUAGUUUUUUUACAUUUUUUUUUUCAUUCGAAAAACUUAUUUAAUGAAAUGUGUAGAAAUGAACAAUGUCUAUGAUAAACAAUGAAAUUAAUGUUUUAAAA